Messenger RNA from Lycium ferocissimum, 2513 nucleotides. Its product is annotated as protein JINGUBANG-like. Bases 615 to 2009 code for a protein of 464 amino acids. NCBI's taxonomy places the organism in Eukaryota, Viridiplantae, Streptophyta, Magnoliopsida, Solanales, Solanaceae. The record is from RefSeq and is a predicted model, not a curated record. Gene Ontology annotation, molecular function: protein binding. The transcript is spliced from 2 exons.
GGCAGUAUUCCGUUUGGACAACAUUUUGGUUGAGGUUAAAGUUGAAAACCAGUAUUUGGACCUAAAUUUUACUUGGAAAAAAGUUGAGAUAAUUUUGUGAAUGAAAAUCAUACAAUUUUUUUCCUCUCAUCACUUCCUCUUGAAAAAUUGGAAUAUUGAAAUGCUAGACUUAAAAAUAUCACAAUUAAGUAUUAAUGUUAGAAUAGUAAGUUAAUUAUUAGUAACCGUUGGAAAAAGAGGGGGAAAAAAAAAGAGCAAAAUAGAAGAACUCAAAAUCGAAAUCGAUCAUUCCUAUUAAUUGCCAAAGAAAAUUCCCGUAAACAGUGUUCUUCCAUUAAAGUUCGUUAACAUACAUAUCAAUCCUCUUUGACAAUUUGCAUUUCGACAAAAUCUUCUUUGACAAAUUGUACAGUACAUAAUAUCUUCAUGGCCGUACCUUAUUCACACAUUCUUCUCCAACAUCUUACGUAACUUUAAUUUCUUUUCUUUAUUUCCACCCUCUCAAUAGGGUUACUUACAAUAAAUUUCUUAUUGUUUGUUUCUCAUCAACUCCUGAGUUUUCCUCCAACAGUGUCCAGAUUGUUACGUCUGUUAUUUUUGUUUCUCAAGAAUACAUGAUGAGGAAUUCAAGAAAACACAAAAUGGGGACGGAAGAAAACACCAUCCCUAGGAAACAAACGUUUGGGAGCAUGUUACAAUCCGAUCCAAAUCAUGAUCAAGAUGAAUACAAUACUAAUUUUUGCAUGAGCAAUAUAUCCGAAGCUGGCCCUGCAAAUUACGAUAAUCGCCCUUCCGGAUUGAGCUCGGACUACAACAUGAUGAUCUCUCCUUCACCUUCAGAUCAGGACCACUAUUCAUUAUCUUCUCCAUAUUCAAUGCCUUCGAUGGAUUUAACAUCUCCUUUAUCGAAAUCUCCAUGGUCCUCUAACAUCGAAAGCUUUCCAUACACGGGCCUUAUGGGCUCCCUUGUUCGUGAAGAAGGACAUGUAUAUUCAUUGGCAGCUUCUGGGGACUUGUUGUAUACUGGAUCAGACAGCAAGAAUAUUAGGGUAUGGAAGAAUCAGAAAGAAUUUGCUGGAUUCAAAUCAAACAGUGGAUUGGUGAAGGCAAUAAUCAUCAAAGGAGAAAGAAUCUUCACCGGUCAUCAAGAUGGAAAGGUACGAGUGUGGAAGGUUUCUUCAAAUGAUCCAAACGUUUACAAGCGCAUUGGAACAUUACCAACUUUGAAGGCAUAUAUAAAAAGUUCAAUGAAUCCCAACAAUUACGUUGAAGUGAGAAGAAAUAGAAAUGCCGUUUGGAUCAGACAUUUUGAUGCUAUUUCAUCUCUUAGCAUGAGUGAAGACCAAAAUCUCUUAUAUUCAGCUUCGUGGGAUAAAACCAUAAAGGUUUGGAGAGCAUUUGAUUUUAAGUGUUUGGAAUCUAUAAAUGCCCAUGAAGAUGCAGUAAAUUCAGUAGUUGUUGGGUUUGAUGGGCUAGUUUUUUCAGGCUCAGCUGAUGGAACAGUAAAAACUUGGAGAAGAGAAUUACAAGGGAACAAAACAAAACACUUCUUUUCACGAACGUUGUUAAAGCAAGAAUGUGCGGUAACAUCCUUAGUUGUUGAUCCUAGUUCCAAUUUUCUCUAUUGUGGUUCAUCUGAUGGACUAGUCAACUUUUGGGAACGCGCCAAGUUCUUGUCACAUGGAGGAGUUCUCAGAGGUCAUAAAAUAGCAGUUCUUUGCGUAGCCACCGCAGGGAAUUUAGUUUUUAGUGGAUCAGCUGACACAAAUAUUUGCGUGUGGAGGAGGGAAGGUAGUGAUCAUACAUGUUUAUCAGUGUUGAAAGGACAUUCUGGUCCUGUUAAGUGUAUGGCUGUUGAAGAAGAUUGUGGACCAACAAGUAAUGGUGAUCGGCAGUUUAUCGUGUAUAGCGGUAGCCUGGAUAGAUCAGUGAAGAUUUGGAGAGUGUCAUCAUGGCCGCCAGCCAUGCAACCACAGCUUCAAGACCAGUCCCAAUGGGGUACGAAUUAGUAAAGGCGAAUUUAGGAUGUAGAGUAUGUGGAUUCAAGAUGAGUUGAAUCAAAUUACAGGUUAUAUAUUUCCUCAGUCUCAAUGUAUGUGACAUUAUUUGGCUCGGCAUGUGUCGUUCAUUUUGAAAGGAAUUGAUAAAGACAUAGUGUCACAUAAAUUGAAACGAAGGGGUAUAUUCUGAACAUUUUACAUGUAUAUAGUUCGGCAACCAAUAUGCAAGAUCAACAACAUCAACCAGUCCCCAAGGGGGUAUGCGUUAGAAGAGUGAAUUUAGGAUACAAAGUCAGGGAGUACAAAUGAGUGUAUUUUUAGUUUUUUUCAUAUGUAUAUAGUCCGGCAGAGAUGCACGAACAUCAAAUUCAGAACCAGUCCCAAGGAUGUACGGUUAGUAGAGGCAAAUCUAGAAUGUAAAGUUAAUGUGUCCAAAAUGAUCAGGUGAUUGUAUAUGUAUACAUUUACACUUUUUAAAAAUAUGUAUAUAUAUAGUUCAAGCUAAAAUAAGUU